AGGUGCUUUCUUGAUUCCCUACAUGAUCAUGUUGUUUCUCUGUGGUAUCCCACUGCUGUUCAUGGAGUUCACUGUUGGUCAGUACACCCGUUUGGGCCCAGUCCACGCUCUGGCUCAAAUAUGUCCACUUUUCAAAGACAGAGAUAGUCUACCCGGUCAAAUCUUUUGGGUCCGUCCUUUGAUAUAGCGCUCAUUUCAGCCGAUUACGGCACCUUGCUAGCAGAGGGACUGGAGCAGGUAGUUCUUUCUGUAUAUUCUUUUGACUGAAAUGUACUCUAGUGUCAAAUUCUUUGUGAUUUUUCUGACGACCCUCCAGCAAAAGUGAGUAAUGGACCAUUCUGUUGCUCUACUAUUUACUCUAAUGUUGAUUUACUGUCCAUCUUGUAAAAAUAUUUGGAAUGGAUUGGAAUGACUGAUUGUGCACUCUUCCAUAACAGGAAAAAGAGAGAGUGAUUUGUGCAUGUGUUUAUGUUUAGUCAUACAGCACUAAUGUGUUUAUACUUGAUCUAGGACUGCAUGUGGUUCCAAAGGGAAGAUGAAUUUAAUGUUAAUAUUUUCUGUACAAGAAAUCAGAUGGAUCACAAAGUAGACAAGGUCUUCUUAGAAUUAAAUUAUAUUUAUUUCUUAAAAACAAAUAAGAUGAUUUAAGAAAUGAACAGGUGCUUUUCAGUAUCUGCUUAAAUCAGCUGUCUAUAAUACAGUAUUUUCCAUCUAAAUUAGAUCAUAAUUUACAAAGCCAGUCUUCCUGCCAAUUCCUAGCUUUAAGUUAUAACCAAAAAAUACAAUAUAUUAUAACAUAAAAUAUAUUAUAACCUACAAUACAUUUUUAUUGAAAUAAUAAAAAUUGACAUGACAUAAUGCCUCCUUUAUAGUAAUAUGUGAUGCUCUCAAUUAGAAAAGCAUACAAACAAUUUAAUGACUUAAAGUUUAUGUAAUGUAACAUGUGCUAGAUUUGACCAUUGUCAUAGCCGUAAUAAUGUUCACAAUUACUGUUGAUUUUGGAUUUCCAGUUGGGUAAUCAAUGAUCCUGUAAUGGCCAUGGCAUUAAAUAUUACUAAAGCAGUGGAAUUUUUAAGGCUUAAAAUCUGGACCAACCACUGUGUCUGACCUUAAAGGGCACCUCAGAACGUGCCAACAACAACAUUCCUGUUUUCAGAGCUUGCUGCUAUUCAGGGCUAAAACGACUAGUGAACAUUCCAUGUAGACAGUGAAAAAAGUCACACAAUACCAAGAUCCACAGAGAGUGAUGAUAACUAAUCCAAGGACUUAAAGCUGGCAUCAAAACAGGGCAAAAACAAAAUCUAUGGGUUGUUGUCCUUCUAAAGUGUUGCUUUGGGUCACAAAAUAACUGGGUCACAUUAAAAAGACUUGCAUCUGGAUCCGUAACUAUAAGAACUAAAUGGCUUGGCAAGUAAAUCAUUAUUGGACUACUAAGAAUAGCUUCAGCAGUUUUCUGUUUUUUUUUGCUUUUUUAAUGGAAAAACCCUGGUGGCUGAAUGGGUCUUGUUAUAAAUGUUUAUUUUUUUCUUUGUGUUCAUAUUAAAUGUCUAAAUCAAAUUAUCUUCCACUCCUGGCUUCUUUAGUCUUGAUUGCAGCAUGACAAUAGUGAGUCAAAAUUACUGGAAGCAAAGCUGCUGUCUUAGAUUCCUGUUUGUUUGUUCUUUUCAGGAUGUGAUAAUGAAUCACUGAGAAAAAGAAAUACUAUUGUGCUAGCCAGUAGUUCUCCUUAAAAAGUUAGUCAAACGCAGUUACCAACAUUAACAGGUUGCACAAACCAUUUUUCUAACCCAGGCUCAUUCUGAAAACGUACUGCUAUAUACGUUUCUGGAGACCACCAAAUACAUGGCAGGAACUCCGUUUUUUGCAGUUUUUGUUUUCACAAAUGCACGAGAGGCCGCUGUAUAUGUAUUUUGAGAUCUCAAAUUUCCCUCGCGAGUGCCAUUCAUGCCUGCUGUUCUCACGUAAAUCCACCAGAGGCUGCUGUUGACUGAAUGACUGACUGCCUGACAGACUGACUGAUCGAAUGACCCACUGUCCUUCUUCCCUAAACCCAACCAACAGUAUUUUAAAAAACACAGACUGACCCGCCCACCCACUUUUCUAAAUCCAACUGACAAAAUUGAAAAAGCAAUAAAAAAAAAAAAAGAAACGCGGAAAGGAACGCCGUCAUACUGCCCCAUGGCGUUUGGUAUAAAAAUUAAAAGUGAAACGUAAAUAGGGCUACGCUUUCAGAAUGAGCAUGUGUUGCAUUUUUCAUAACUUUUUCAUAUAAAUAAAAGCUUAUCCCAUGGACCAUUUAAUACCCUGCAAUUUUAGCCCAAGGAUAAAUCAGAAUCGCAUGAUAGCGGAGAAGCUCUACAAAUCGUCUUUAGCUCUUCAAAAUUGUGUUUUUGAAAUCUAAGCUAAGUAUAAGAUCGAAGAGCCUUACUGGAUUCAUUCAUGCAAUCCUCAAUAAAAAACUAGCCUUUCUAAUUCAGAUCUCUCAGAAACCUCUUGCAUAAGGUCUCUGGAGGCAUAAGAAGCCCUGCUGUUUUGGACGACCAUCAAAAAUAUUCACUAAGAAGGGAUAACAAAAGGACCCUGAGAAACUGAGGAGAAGUUUUCUUUUGUUGGUGCAUGUUUGGAAAUGCUGUCAAAUAGAGCUCUCUUAAUAUAACUUGACCUAACUUAAAACAAAAACAGCUGUUUUGAAGAUUUGUUUUCUUCUGUUCUUGUGGAACUCAACAGAAACUGGAACUUUAACCUACUUUUUUAAAGGUGCAAAGUUUAAAAACUAAACAUCUCAAAGCCUCUCAGGAGCCCUAGGUGCUGUGGACGUGGUGGUAGAAAAGGGUGGCAUCCUCUUACUCUUUGUUUGUCUGUCCUUAGGUGUGGGACUCGCCACAGUGGUGAUUUCUUAUGUGCUCUGCACCUACUACAACGUGCUCAUGACCUGGGCUCUGUACUACUUACUUCAUUCAUUCAGUCCUUCAUUACCAUGGCAGUCCUGCAACAACACUUGGAACACAGUUGCCAACUGCUCCACUGGUUUUCCAGGCAAUGCUACACAUCUGCAAUCAGCCAGUCAACAGUUCUUUGAUCAUAAGGUGCUAGAAAUGACCUCUGGGAUUGAGCGUGCUGGAGGGGUUCGCUGGGAACUCUUUGGCCUUCUAGUCCUGGCCUGGGGCAUUGUUUAUUUCUGUAUCUUUAAAGGGGUCAAAUCCACCGGAAAGGUUGUGUACUUCACUGCAACAUUCCCUUAUUUUAUAUUGUUUGCAUUGCUGGUUAAUAAUGUCCAGCUGCCUGGAGCAAAAAAUGGGAUCCUCUUCUUUCUCAUGCCAAACUGGAGUAAACUGCUGGAAGUGCAGGUGUGGGUCAAUGCAGCUGCUCAGAUCUUUAACUCCAUUGGCAUCUCCUUUGGUUCCAUGAUAUCUAUGGCCAGUUACAACAAAUACAACAACAACAUCCUUAGGGACACAUUUAUUGUCUCUUUGGCUAAUUCAGCCACAAGCAUUGUGGCCGGCUUUGUUAUUUUCUCUGCCAUCGGGUACAUGGCCCACAUUCACAACCUACCUGUAGAUGAUAUCGCCACAGAUGGGCCUGGUCUGGUGUUUGUGGUGUAUCCUGAGGUGUUCUCCACCAUGCCAGUUUCUCAGCUCUGGGCUCCUCUGUUUUUCAUCAUGUUGCUGUGCCUCGGACUGGACAGUCAGUUUGCCAUGGUGGAAGUGGCUGUGACCUUCAUCAUGGAUGGUUUUGGCAGGAAGGCUUUGAAAGUUUUUAAGAGGAAGGAACUGAUCGUUCUGGCCGUUUGUAGCUUUGGCUUUCUGCUUGGGAUUCCACACAUUACAAGGGGUGGGAUAUAUGUGUUUCAGCUGAUGGAUCACUACACAGCUGUGGUGUCUCUGAUGUUUCUGGCCUUCUUCGAGGUGCUCGCCGUCACUCUCAUAUUUGGAGUGAAGCGGCUCAGUGUAAUGGUGGAGAACAUGCUGGGAAAGAAACCUAACCUCUUUUUCCGAAUCUGCUGGCAGUACUUGUCACCUAUGCUUGUGCUGGGUAUUCUGAUCUCCAGUAUUGUCCAGUAUACUCCGGCUCGAUACGGCAAGUCCUACACGUACCCGCUGUGGGCAGAGUUGUUGGGCUGGUUCAUCUCUCUGGUCUCUAUCAUAUGGAUUCCUCUAGGGGCUCUUCAUGAGCUUUGGACCACCGAAGGCUCUCUGCUGCAGAGGUUGAAAAAAUCCAUAACUCCGACUGUAGAUCUGGAGUCCGUUUCAGAGAAACCAUCUACUGAGUCCAUCGCACUGUUUAAUGCUCCAUAGAAACUAGUGUGUGUAUGUGUGUGUUUCUGUGUGUCUAUGUGUUUCUAAAAUGUUCAUUCAUAAGAAGUACAAAGAUAAUCUGCUUAAACGGUAAAAACUGUUUUUACUAGUGUAUGUAUAUUUCAGAUUAUUGCUCGAGAGAACUCAAUGCUCAAAAUGGUCCCAGAAUUACAAAUGGCAUGAAUAAUAAUGCCAUCUUUUUUAUAACUGAGUUUUUUAAUAUGUAUUUAUUAUUUGAUUGUGACAGCUGUCUAGAGUAAAAAAACAGAAAAACUUAAUGUCAAACAUUAAAGAUAUUAUGCAUAUUUUUCUUCAAGUUAAGAAAUGUAAAAUAUAUCACAACCUAAAGACAGAGAAAUAUGAUUUUUGUUGUUUUUUCCACUGUGUUUUCAUAUGCUCCGUUAAGCUUUUAAAUGAUCACGUUUUGAGCUUUAGCUUUGCUGAAAUAUUUCCUUUGAUACACUGAUUUAAAGACUGACAGAACCCUAAGAUUAAGUUGAUUAUUAGGGACAAACUUGAUUUUACAAAAGAUUAUUUAAGAAGUCAGAAUCUGAUGCCACUGCACUGUCAAACACCUGCGCAAACAAAAAACAAGCAAAGAAAUUUAUUAUGUUUAAUUUUAUUAUGUUAAUUUUAUUAUGUUAGUUUAUUAUGGCACAGCAACAUCCACAUUAACAAGCUUAAGAAAAUGUAGAUUUUAUAGAUCAUGGAAAAAAGAAAGAAAUGCAGUGUUUUCUGACGCCUUCGUGUUCACGAUCACAACAGAACAAUAUUUUACAGCUGCUUUAAACUCCUGCAGGUUUUGCCCUCUACUUUGUUACUUGAACUGUGGCACAUAUUCUAUAUAGUGUAAACAUAUUCAGAUUGUUUAUCGAUGAAAAAAAAAACUGCACAAGUUUACAAAAAAAUUGAGUAAAAUAAAAAUUGUUGUACUGUAAGUAAAAAUGUGUGUGCCCUUUUUAGCAAGCACUUUGUUGUCACCUUAAAGGCCUAAGCAUUCUGAUAAAUAGGGGUUGUUAAUAAAUAAACAUGUUUACUGUUUUUACUAUUUUCUUUUUUAAUAAACAGUUUUGCAGAUUAGAAAUUGCUUUCACAAUGGUGAGCCAAAGUUUAUAUCAGAAUAGCUUUGAGAUUAAAAUGAGAGGAAUGCAUAUUUAAAACUUAAAAUAUUUUGUUUUAAAUGAACAAUUAGUAAGUUACCAGAGAAAAUGGUGUACACUGAAUGAUUAAAAUUUAAGUCUGUUUUAGUAAGGAGACAGAACAAAGCAAUAUAGAUGUUGUAGAAAUAAUCUAAUGAGAAAACAUUUCCAGCAAGCAUUUUUUGUUUUUAAAAGAUAUCUAAUAGACGUCUAAACAUAGUCGUCUUGGCUAAAACAAGGCUAAAUUUGGGCUGUCAGUGAAAAACUAAUUGACAUCUAAGAAUAGACCAAAACUAGACUAGUCAUCAAAUAAACAGAAAUGAAUGACUACACAUAUGAAGUCUGUCUGAUCUGAUCUAAUCUAAUUUGACGACUAGUCUAGUUUUGGGCUAUUAUACAAUCUUUAUUAGCUUUUCACUGACAGCCUAAGUUUAGCCUUGUUUUAGCCAAGCUGUCUACAUUUAGAUGUCUAUUAGACAUCCAUUUAACACAAAAUAGUUUGCUGGGUUAUUACUGCUGUCAUUUCUUAAUGCAUACGAUAUGCACAUGUCAUAUUUUUGUGUUUAUUUUGUGUUAAACCUAGUUUUGUUUUGUUAAAACCAAAAGUAUCUGAGAAGGAUAAUUAUUCAUAAUCACUGUUGUUUUCUAAUUUGUCAUGGAUUGUGUAUGAAAAUUAUGUUUUUUUAAAAGCUUUUUUCAAAUAUAUAUUUAAACAUUUUCUUUUUUUUUGUCCUAUGACUGGCAGUUUUAUAUGCAAGUUGUCUUAUUAAAAUAAAAGGCAUUGUUUUGUUGUCA
Messenger RNA from Danio rerio (zebrafish), 6229 nucleotides. Lineage: Eukaryota; Metazoa; Chordata; Actinopteri; Cypriniformes; Danionidae. The record is from RefSeq and is a predicted model, not a curated record.